AUGGUGCCCACGUACCCGAGCCUAGAUGAUAAACAUUCAAACGAGAAUGCUACAGAUCAAGCAAAUCAGGUCAACGAAGGCCGCGAGCUAUUUGCCCAUUACAUAUGGAAUGCAGCCAUAGUAGUGGCCGAAGGCGUCGAAGACACAUAUUACAGCCGCACGGAGCCACAGCCCGAGAAAUCAAAUUCGCAUGAACUAUGGCAUGUAGAAGGCGAGAGUGUACUGGAGCUAGGCGCCGGCGCCGCUCUCCCUUCACUCAUCUGCGCACUGGCCAACGCAGCCAAAGUCGUAGCAACAGACCAUCCAGCCUCACCCGCCCUCACAGGCCCAAUCGCCUUCAACAUGUCCUCCAAUCUCCCAGACCCAUCCACCGCGCAGGUCUCUAUCUACCCGCACGAAUGGGGCGUGUUCACCGCCCCCUUCGCCCAGGAAAACAAGGGCGCCUUUACCCGCAUCAUCGCGGCAGAUUGCUUCUGGCAGAAGUCGCAGCAUGAGAGUCUCGCGCGUUCGAUGGCGUGGUUCCUUGCUCCUGGUGGGAGAGUCUGGGUGGUGUCUGAGCCGCAUUUGGGUCGUGCGGUUGUGGUGGGCUUUUUUGAGACGGUUUUGGCAUUGGGGUUUGAGAUUGAGGUGGUCUUUGAGAGGGAUUUGAUGUCUUAUAUUGAGUCGGGGGUUGAGGUGAGGAGGGAAUGA
Messenger RNA from Aspergillus oryzae RIB40, 690 nucleotides. RefSeq lists its product as uncharacterized. The transcript is spliced from 2 exons. The coding region runs from base 1 to 690 and encodes 229 amino acids. Lineage: Eukaryota; Fungi; Ascomycota; Eurotiomycetes; Eurotiales; Aspergillaceae. Gene Ontology annotation, biological process: peptidyl-lysine dimethylation. Gene Ontology annotation, molecular function: protein-lysine N-methyltransferase activity. The record is from RefSeq and is a predicted model, not a curated record.